AUGGCCAACACCCAGACGCCCAAGCUCCGAUCAGCAUGCGACGCAUGCCAUGAAGCCAAGGUGCGCUGCACCGGAGGCGCGCCGUGUGUGCACUGCAAGAACCACCGUCACGACUGUCACUACAGUGUUGCGGCGAGGAUUGGGAAGCCCAAGGGCAGCCGCAACCGAAAGACACUCGCACGCCUGCGAGAGGCCGCGCUCACCACGGCAGGCGCGACCAGCCAGCCCAGCGCCUUCCCGAUGGGCGCUGCUUAUCCGACAACAACAACAACAUCAACAACAACAUCAACAUCAACAUCAACUGCAUCAACAUCGACAACCUCGGCUUCGUCGUUCAGCGCGCCGGCUGCUGCUGCUUCUGAAUGGGACCUCUCGUCGUACCAGCACGGCCAGUAUGCUUCUUAUGCUUGGAUCUCGCCGCAGCCCAUUCCGACUCCCCCUGAGAGCGUGGAUCUGGGAUCCAAGAAUCUGUCUUUGCACCACGACCACAUAGUCUCCCAGGCAUCGCACAGCCCAUCGCUGCACUCUGCUACCAGCAUUUCGCACUCAGGCGACAUGUAUCCCGCCGACAACGGCUCCCCAGGCUAUGCGGCGUCUUCUUUUCAAUCGGCCCCGUGCGGCUGUUUCCACUGGCAGACGUCGAGCGUAGCCUCGCUCCAGGCGCUGAAGUCGCAGGGAGCCCUGGCGCAGCACGGUGUCUUCGACGAGUCAAUGCAGUGCGUGGACGCCACAUUCACGGCAUGCCAGCGGACAGCCGGCUGCCCAUCGUGCGAGAAAGACUCAUCCUUGAUCCUGUUCCUUAUUGCUUCCCUUCAAAUGGCCGUUGACCAGCUCGAAUCUCUGCUCUUUACCCAGUUGAAGGACUUCACCGCAAACAAUCCCAUGACGGGGCUACCGCACCCGGAUCAGGGCGGCUCAAGCACGCUUCGGAUGAUGCAGCUUCGUCACAUGCUGUUGAGGGCCCAGACUACCCUACGAGACUUACGAGAUGCAUUUGAGUUGGCCAGAGUACGAUCUCCCGGGCGAAGGGUCUCUGAUUCUGCUCUGCUCGCCUCUGAUUCCACUGGGCUCCACACCAUGCCCGGCCCGCUCUUGGCGCAGAGCCGACAUCGCAUCACAUCAUCAAUAUAUGUGUUUGUGGAAGCCACUCCCGACCUCGUCCUUCUUCUCAUUGUCGAAUACCUCAUUGACCUCUUUGACGACGAGGGGACAUUUAGAGUUCCGAGUAGAGACCGAGUCUUCGCACCCUCCCGAGGAUUCUCGCGCAUUGGAUCGACUGCGGAAAAGCUGCCGCGGGGUUUCAUUACAGAGUUGAUAACCGAUAUAAUGGAUGGUUUUAAUGGUGUCGUGGGCACCCACGAGGAGGGAAAGCUGCACCAUGUUACUGAACGGCUGGUGGCCUUUGAAUAUCUGAAGCCGGAUGCACCCAAGAAGCCUCACAGCCUCAUCGUCAUCGGCGGCCUGAGUGAUGGCCUCUCCACCGUCCCGUACUUGAAAAGCCUCUCUGCUGCUGUAGAGUCCACCCAGUGGUCUCUGUUUUCCUUGAUACUCAGUUCGUCCUACGACAUGUGGGGGACCGGCCGAUUGGGCAGAGACGUGGAAGAUAUUGCGCAGGGGGUGGAAUAUAUCACAGGGUACAAAAAGUCCUUGCAGACUGGCCAGGAGCCAAAGGUCGUGAUAAUGGGCCAUUCCACGGGGAGCCAAGACGUUCUGCACUAUCUCUACACGCCGAACCCAAUAACACCUGACACCGUCUUCGACCAAGGAUUGCUUCAUAUUCGCCGACCAGCAGUCGACGGAGCAAUCAUGCAAGCUCCUGUUUCGGACCGCGAGGCGCUGCUUUCCCACAUGACCGAUGGAGCUGGCAAUUUCAAGGACGCAGAAGGGGAAGGCACAUAUUUGCAGCUCGUUGAUAUGGCCAAGAGACUUACCUAUACUGAUGACAACAUGCAUGAUGUGCUAUUGCCAUUGUCGUUGACGUCCAAAUUGGGAUUUCCGCCUGUCCCAGUAACGGCUAGGCGAUUCCUAAGCCUUAUUAGUCCAGAUAGUCCGGCAGAUCCUCGGGAGGACGACUUAUUCAGCUCAGAUUUGCCUGAUAAACGACUGGACGAAACGUUUGGAAUGAUUGCCACUAGGAACUUGCUCAAAACAAAGCUUGUGGUUCUUUACUCUGGCGAGGAUGAACACGCUCCAAAAACAUUAGACAAGCAAAAAUUAUUACAACGAUGGCAAACAGCAACAAACAAGUCUUUCCAGAAUCUUUGGGAUGACGAGCAUAGUGGUGUUGUCCCUGGAGCUUCGCACGGCCUCGGCGGCGAAGGCGAAGACGAAGCACGACGUGAUUUGGCAACCCGAGUCCAAGGGUAUCUAGGAAGCGUUGAGAAAGCAACAUGA
Molecule: messenger RNA, 2394 nt
Organism: Talaromyces rugulosus
Lineage: Eukaryota; Fungi; Ascomycota; Eurotiomycetes; Eurotiales; Trichocomaceae
Exons: 4
Coding region: 1-2394 (797 amino acids)
Biological process (GO): regulation of DNA-templated transcription
Molecular function (GO): zinc ion binding; DNA-binding transcription factor activity, RNA polymerase II-specific
Source: RefSeq, a predicted model, not a curated record